Molecule: messenger RNA, 1650 nt
Organism: Ectocarpus siliculosus
Lineage: Eukaryota; Phaeophyceae; Ectocarpales; Ectocarpaceae
Source: the annotation of a GenBank genome assembly
AUGAUUCACGCUGCAACAGGAUGGCCCACUCUGGACCACCGGCUGAGGUUCGAGCCCACGCCUUGCUUCUCCAUCAUCAGCUCUGGCGCUUCGCCAUUCCAAGCACCAAGCAGCAGCAGCAGCAGCCGAGGCGGCGGAGGCGGCAGAAACGUGGGCAACAACAGCAGCAGUGGGCACGGCUCUGCGACGGCACCAGCAGGCACGCAAGCAGGGGCGGCGGGUUUAGGACAAGGCUGCACGGGCUACGAUGAUGAGAUCGGCGUGAUUUGCGUGGACGUGGUGUGCCCGUACACCAGGGCCCUGGUCAUGGAGGGGCUGAAGAGGAGGCGGGGGGCAUGGCGGGUGACGAAGGACACCGCGGAAGCCACUCUACACUGGGGAGACUACGAGAUGAUCGACUGGGAGCGAGUGGUCUCAGGGGAGCUUCGCGCCAGCUCCUACUGCGUUCGGAAGGGUUUGAGCAGGAAGGCUCAGUUGUCGAGGUACUGCAACAAGUACGCGUCCAAGAGGCCUGGGACUCCGUUGGAGACGGCAAUGCCGCGCACGUUGGUGAUCGACACGUGGGAAGCGUUCGACGACGACAUGACGUUCAAUCUUGGAGGAGACAUCGCGGCGUUCGGGUCCGACCUAGGGGUCAGGCAGAGCGUGAGCCUGGAGACCCGGCUGGACUGGUGCCUGGGAGACGCGCAGGAGUGGAUCGAACGGGACGGGAAGGAGGAAGCGGACGAAGAGGGAGGAGGAGGAGGAGGAGGAGGAGGAGGAGGAGGAGGAGGAGGAGAAGAAGACGUCCAUCGCACCGGGACCACGGAGGGGGACGAGGGGAAGGUGGCGACGAGGGGGAGAUGGAUACUCAAGCCGUCCACCCUCAACAAGGGUGCCGGGUUGGCCCUCGGGGAAGACUUCGAGACCCUCAGGCGGGCGAUUCACGACUCCCCCGACAUCAGGGAGUGGGUGCUUCAGGAGUACGUGGAGAGGCCGCUGCUGGCGGAGGGGCGCAAGUUUCACCUCCGAGCGUACGCUCUGGCCGUGGGGUGCAUCCAGGUGUACGUCUACGACACGGUUCUGCUGCUGCGAGCGGCGAAGCGGUACCCCGCGGCAGGGAGCGGGGGCGGGGGCGACGCGUUUGGGGACGAGGACGCCCUGGCCCACAUCACCAACACGGCGAGGCAGUCGGAGGACGCCGCCUUUCGAGAGGAGGACUACGUGUGGGUGUUGGACGAUCUGAUCGGGGAACUGGAGAGGCAGGGCCGAAGCCCCGAGGACGCCCGGGCAAAGGUGGACGGGAUAAUGGCGGACAUGAGGUCGCUUACCACUGAACUUUUCCGGGCCUUUCGAGGAGAGUUCGCCGUCUUCUCCCCCCUGCCCGGUUGCUUCGAGCACUUCGGCCUGGAUUUCUUGGUGGACGAGGACUUCCACGUGUGGCUGCUCGAGGCUAACCCGGGCCCGGACUUUAAGCAGACGGGAUCGAGACUGAAGCCCGUCAUCGGGGGUCUCAUCGAGGGCUCGAUGCGGUUAUGCCUGGAUGACGUCGCGAGGACGGGCGGCGACAAGAGCGGCGGCGGCCCGGCGGGGGCAAGAAGCGGGUUUUCCCUCGUCCUCGACGAGCAGUGGCGAGGGACCUCGUCGGCGCCGUCCAUGAAGAUGGUGUAG